UCUGCACGGUUUAUUAUUCGGCUUCUGUGCGUGUGUGUGUGUAUUAUAAACGGCUGAGGCUCCACACGCAGAAACACUUGGCAAAAUGAUCUUCUUUGUAUUUAUUGUGGCGUUAUUCGUUGCAUAUUUCAUUGCUCAUAGGAUUUUUGUUCACAGGAAGACCUUCACCGGCACCGCCAAGCUUUAUGGGAAAACAGUUAUUGUUACGGGUGGAAACACCGGCAUUGGGAAAGCGACGGCCACCGCUCUGGCCGUCAGAGGAGCUCGAGUGAUUCUGGCCUGCCGCAGCAAACAGAGAGGAGAAGCAGCAGCAAAAGAAAUCAGGACAGAAUCUGGAAAUGAUGGCGUGAUAUUCAUGCAACUGGAUCUUGCAAGUCAGAAAUCCAUUCGCUCUUUUGCUGAAACCUUCCUGAAGGCCGAGCCCAGACUGGACCUGCUCAUCAAUAAUGCAGCUCUGGCUGCUCCAGGACGCACUGAAGAUGGUAUUGGGAUGAUCCUGGGAGUGAAUCACAUCGGCCCGUUCCUGCUGACCAAUCUGCUGCUGGAGCGUCUAAAGGAAUGUGCGCCAAGCAGGGUGGUCAACGUGUCGUCUUGUGGGCACGAUCUGGGCACCGUUGACUUCGACUGCAUCAACACACACAAGAAGCUCGGUCUGGGAUCAUCCGACGGGGAUUUAUUUAGGGCCUACACACACAGUAAGCUCUGCAACGUGCUCUUCACACACGAGCUGGCGAAGAGGCUGGAGGGAACCAAUGUGACCUGCUACAGUCUCCAUCCAGGUUCAGUAAGGUCUGAGCUGGGCCGGGACAUCACUGAAUGGCAUGCUCGUCUCUUCUUGGCCAUCAUCUCCAAGUUCUGGGCCACAGACCCAGUGUCCGGCGCUCAGACCACGCUGUACUGCAGCCUCCAGGACGGCAUCGAACACCUCAGCGGACGAUACUUCUCCGACAGCCAGCUGGUGCAGGUCAAAGCCGAGGCCAGAGAUGACGGCGUGGCCAAAAAACUGUGGGACGUCAGCGAGAAGUUAUGUGGCAUGGCUUGAAUGAAUCAUACACGCAUUACAGAUUUUAUAACACUAGUACUGUAUUCAUUUGUUUAGGAUUUAAAAUAUAUAAUUAUUAUUGCAUUAUGAGCACACAAAUAAGAGAGAAAAUCAUAUUUACAAAAGGGAAAACUUCUGUUGCUGAAGUUUAGAUACUACAAAAAACAUUUUUAGCCAUUGUUGUACAUUUUCCAUGUAUUGUACAACUGCAUAUUUUUAAUGUUGAUUUGUAAUUGUACUCAUUUAAUGUUUUCAAGUUAUUUUGGAUUGUGUAAGAGUUCAGUGGCUAAAAUGUGUUGCUGUAUCUUUGUUUUUUUUUAUUUAGCAGACGUUUUUAUCUGAAGGGACUUACAAAUGAGGAAAAUGGAAGCACUUUGUGUCACCAGAAAAGCAACAAUAUACAGUUACAAGUCUCUG
Messenger RNA from Danio aesculapii, 1459 nucleotides. It is a transcript of the gene dhrs13l1, whose product is annotated as dehydrogenase/reductase (SDR family) member 13 like 1. The record is from RefSeq and is a predicted model, not a curated record. The transcript is spliced from 5 exons. Lineage: Eukaryota; Metazoa; Chordata; Actinopteri; Cypriniformes; Danionidae. Bases 86 to 1042 code for a protein of 318 amino acids.